AUGGGUGCCCGCCGGUGGCAAGCCCUGCCCCUCUGGGCCCUCCUCCUGCUUGCCUCCUUCUCCAGGCAGCAUCAGCAGCAGCAGCCAGGCCUCUCGGAGCUGCUGGGACCCUGCCUGGCUGGCUGUGCACCCCAAGAACCCCAGGGACUAGAGGCCAGCUGGUGGCUUGGUCCACAUGGCACCAGCUCCACCACGGCAGGAGAGGCCGUGAGCCCGCUCUGGCCCAAAGGCUUUGGCCCUUUGCGGGAGCAGCAAGGAGGGCAGGCUCAGCACAACGCGUCAGACGUUACGUAUGACUACCACACCACUCCAAAGGAUGCUUACAGCCCUUUGCACAACCACCGAGUGUGCAGCACGUGGGGCAGCUUUCACUACAAGACUUUCGACGGGGACAUCUUCCGCUUUCCCGGAGUCUGCAACUACAUCUUCUCCUCCCACUGCAAGUCGGCCUAUGAAGACUUCAACAUCCAAAUCCGGCGCUCGCCAGGGCCCAACGCCACCACGGCUGUGACCCACAUUACCCUGAAGCUCCAAGGAGUCGUGGUAGAAAUGAGCCCAGACACCAUCCUGGUGAAUGGCAAGCCGGUCCAGCUGCCUUUCAGCCAAUCGGGCAUCCUGAUUGAGAAGAGCAGCACCUACGUGAAGGUCAUGGCCAAGCUGGGCCUGGCAUUCAUGUGGAACCAAGAUGACGGGCUCCUGCUGGAACUGGAUGCCAAGUACGCCAACCAGACCUGUGGCCUCUGCGGGGACUUCAAUGGCAUCCCUGCCUACAACGAGUUCUUCUCCAACAACAUCAGGCUGACAGCAGCCCAGUUUGGGAAUAUGCAGAAGAUGGACGGGCCCAUGGAGCAAUGCCAGGACCCCCUGCCAAUAGACCUGCACAACUGCUCGGCUGCCGUUGAUAUCUGCGAGACCAUCCUCAACAGUGCCCCCUUCUUCGCCUGCCACACUCUAGUAAAUGUCAGCAGCUAUGUGGAGGCCUGCCGGCAGGAUGCGUGCCUCUGUGAGGAAGGCCACCGUGCCUCCUGUAUCUGCAGCACCCUCGCGGAGUACUCCCGGCAGUGUGCCCAUGCUGGCGGGCUGCCCAGGAACUGGAGGGCCCCUGACCUGUGCCCCAAGACCUGCCAGCUGAAUAUGCAAUACCACGAGUGUGGCUCUUCAUGCACGGACACCUGCUCCAACCCCGAGCAGUCAGCGCUCUGUGAAGAACACUGCAUGGACGGCUGCUUCUGUCCCCCAGGAACUGUCUUUGACGAUAUCAGCAGCCAAGGCUGCGUCCCAGUGAAUCAGUGCUUUUGCACCCACAGUGGACAAUCUUAUGCCCCUGGAACCUUCUACUCCACUGAAUGCACCAACUGCACCUGCUCUGGAGGCCAGUGGAGCUGCCAGGAUCUCCCCUGCCCCGGUACCUGCUCUGUGACUGGUGGCUCCCACUUUUCCACCUUCGAUGAGAAGCACUACACAGUCCAUGGGGACUGCAGCUAUGUCCUGGUCAAGCCCUGUGAUGACAAGGCCUUCACUGUCCUAACGGAGCUUCGACAGUGUGGACUGACUGACAGUGAGACCUGCCUCAAGAGUGUGUCCCUCAGUGUUGGUGGUGGGCAGACAGUGAUCAUGGUCAAGUCCACUGGGGAGGUGUUUGUGAACUCUAUUUAUACCCAGCUGCCUGUCUCAGCAGGCAAUACCACCCUCUUCAGGCCUUCAUCCUCCUUCAUCAUUGCUCAGACCAACCUGGGUCUCCAGCUGACCAUCCAGCUCACCCCCAUCAUGCAAGUCUUUGUAAGACUGGAGCCAUCCCUUCGGGGGCUGACCUGCGGUCUCUGUGGGAAUUUCAACAGCAUCCAGCUUGAUGAUUUUAAGACCAUGAGUGGGGUGGUAGAAGGCACAGCCGCUGCCUUUGUCAACACCUACAAGACACAAGCUGACUGUCCCAACGUCAAGAACCACUUUGAGGACCCAUGCAUGCUCAGUGUGGAGAAUGAGAAGUAUGCACAGCACUGGUGUGGCCUGCUUACCGACCCCAAGGGACUCUUUGCCAAGUGCCACGCAGUGGUCAGCCCUGCCCUUUACCAUUCGAACUGCAUGUUUGACACAUGCAACUGUGAGAAGAGCGAGGACUGUCUGUGUGCGGCGCUGUCCUCCUAUGUUCAAGCCUGUGCCGCUCGGGGAGUGCUGCUGAGAGACUGGAGGGACGGAGUCUGCACCAAGUCCGUGACCUCGUGUCCCAAGUCCCUGACGUACCGAUACAACAUCACCACCUGCCAGCCCACCUGCCGCUCACUCAGCGAGCCCGACGUCACCUGCGAUAUCAAGUUCGGCCCUGUGGAUGGCUGUACCUGCCAGGAAGGCACGUUCAUGGAUGACGCCGGCAAAUGUGUGCCCGCGGCCAGCUGCCCUUGCUACUACCAGGGGUCUGCUGUUCCAAACGGAGAGUCUGUCCAUGACGAUGGGGCCAUGUGCACUUGUACCGAGGGCAGACUGAACUGCAUCGGAGGCCAGGCCCCGAAGCCAGCCUGCACUGCUCCCAUGGUAUACUUGAACUGCAGCAAAGCCUCAGCAGGACAGACCGGAGUUGAGUGUCAAAAAAGCUGCCACACCCUGGACAUGGUCUGUUAUAGCAGCCAGUGUGUCUCUGGUUGCGUGUGCCCAGAUGGGCUGGUGUCUGAUGGAGAAGGAGGCUGCAUCCACAAGGAUCAAUGCCCAUGCGUCCACAAUGAGGCCAGCUACCAGGCUGGUGAGACCAUUCAGGUGGAGUGCAACACCUGCACCUGCAAAAAUCAAAUGUGGCAGUGUACUAAUGUUUCCUGCUUGGCCACGUGUGCUGUGUAUGGUGACGGUCACUACAUUACCUUUGAUGGCCAGCGCUACAGCUUUGGCGGGGCCUGUGAAUACACACUGGCCCAGGACCACUGUGGAAAGAACAGCAGUGCCAAGGGGACUUUCCGGGUCAUCACGGAGAACAUUCCCUGCGGGACCACAGGCACCACCUGCUCCAAGUCCAUCAAGAUCUUCUUGGGGAGCUAUGAGCUGAAACUCAGCGAAGGGAAGGUGGAGGUGAUGGAGAAGAAAGGGGCCGAGGGGGAGCCGCCUUACAGCAUCCGCCAGAUGGGCAUCUACCUAAUUGUGGACACCAACACCGGGCUGGUGUUGCUGUGGGACAAGAAGACCAGUAUCUUUAUCCAACUCAGCCCAAACUUCAAGGGGAAGGUCUGCGGUCUCUGCGGGAACUAUGACGGCAACGGCGUCAAUGACUUCACCACCAGGAGCCUCUCGGUGGUGGGCGACGUGCAGGAGUUUGGGAACAGCUGGAAGAUCUCCCCCUCCUGCCCGGACGCAGUCCCCGCCAGGGACCCCUGCACCGCCAACCCUUACCGCAAGGCCUGGGCCCAGAGGCAGUGCAGUAUCAUCAACAGUGCCGUCUUUGCCACCUGCCACUCUCACGUUGAACCCACCAAAUACUAUGAGGCUUGUGUGUCAGACGCAUGUGCCUGUGACACUGGGGGAGAUUGUGAGUGCUUCUGCACAGCUGUGGCUGCUUAUGCCCAAGCCUGUAAUGAGAUCAACGUCUGCAUCUCCUGGAGGACGCCCAGUAUCUGCCCUCUGUUCUGUGACUACUACAACCCCAAUGGCUCCUGUGAGUGGCACUACCAGCCCUGUGGUGCCCCCUGCAUGAAGACCUGUCACAACCCAAGUGGGAAGUGCUCCCAUAACAUCCGGGGACUGGAAGGCUGCUACCCUAAAUGCCCUCCAAAAACCCCCAUCUUUGAUGAGGAUAAGAUGGAGUGUGUUGAGAGAUGUGCUCCCUGCUACAUCAAAGGGAGGUAUUACCCACCAGGCUCCCCAGUACCUUUGGACAAGAACUGCCACUCAUGCUCAUGCACUGAGACAGGCAUCAAGUGCACUUACAACUCAAAGGCAUGUAUCUGCACUUACAAAGGAAAGGCUUUUCACCCUGGGGAUAUCAUUUACCACACCCCAGAUGGCACGGGAGGCUGCAUCACUGGAACCUGCAGUGCCAAUGGCACUAUCGAGGGCAAGACGUAUGACUGUGACCUCACCACCCCAGCCCCGUCCACCACCUUCUCCUUCUCUGACACCACCCCAUGGGAACCUUUCACGACUUCUCUGCCGAUGACAGUCCCGACUGUAAAAAGGGUGAACACAGAACCAUUCACUGUUCCUGCUACAGGCACUGGUGGUACAUCAACAACUACUUUUCAAAGUGUCAGUACACCUGGCAUGAGAUCUGAAACCACGAAGUGUGUUGAAGACGUUUGCACUUGGUCUCCUUGGCUAGAUGUCAGCCACCCAGGCACUGGAGAGAACAGUGGCGAUUAUGAUACCCUGCAGAACAUCAGAGCAGAGGGCUACAGAGUAUGCAGAUCCCCCAAGGAGGUAGAAUGCAGGGCUGCUGAGUUCCCUGCGGUGCCAUGGCAGGAGCUCAACCAGACUGUGGAGUGCAGCAGAACGCAGGGUCUUAUCUGCCACAAUAAGGAUCAGGCAUCUGGAAAAUGUGACAACUACCAGAUCAGAAUUCUAUGCUGCUUUUCUCAACCAUGUCCACUCCACCAUGUCACAGCUUUCACAACAGAACCACAUCCUAGAAGCGCAAUUACACAUGGCAUAAUUAUUUCAACAGCUACAACACCAGAACCCAAAGGAAUCUCAAAGAGUCACCAGACCAAAUCCACGCCCUUUCGAUCAACAAAGGAAACUGAGACAAGAACGGGAGCCUCUCCUUCCCCAGGGAAACCGGAAACAAGCAGUCAAUCUCCUGCUGCCACAGCAACAUUGGUUACAAUGGUAUCAGUGACCAAAUCAUGUGUAAAAGAAGUCUGUGAAUGGACGAAGUGGAUAGAUGGGAGUUAUCCUGAAUCAGAUAUAAAUGGAGGAGAUUUUGAUACCUUUAAGGAUUUAAGGGCAAAAGGAUACAAAUUUUGUGAGGUCCCGACCGAGGUGGAAUGCAGAGCUGUGAGCUUCCCCAACACACCUUUGAAAGACCUGGAGCAGAAUGUGACUUGUAGCAAGACAGAGGGGCUGCUGUGCCUGAACAAAGAUCAGCUCCCGCCCAUAUGCUACAACUAUGAAAUCCGCAUCAAAUGUUGUUCGGAGAAAAAUGUGUGUGGUCAGACAGAACAGACCACCCAAACAACUGAAAUAUCUCCUACAAAGACUCCUGGCCCCCAUGGAGGAUACACAAUUAGCACAGAACACAAACCGACAGGGACUAAAACCUGCCAGCCACAGUGCUCAUGGACCAAGUGGUUCGAUGUGGAUUUCCCAUCUUCUGGAGCCAAUGGUGGAGAUGAUGAAACAUACAACAACAUCAUGGCGAGAGGAGAGAAAAUCUGCCACAAGCCGGACUACAUCACCCAGCUUGAAUGUCGUUCAGAGACCCACCCUGAGGUUAGCAUUAAUGAAACAGGCCAGGUGGUAGAGUGCAACCCUGACUAUGGACUCAUCUGCAGGAACCAGGAUCAGAAGGGGAAAUUCAAGAUGUGUUUUAACUAUGAGAUUCGUGUACUGUGCUGUGAGCCCAUGAGAGAGUGCCCCGUCACUACUGCUACCUCACCAACUACUCCAAUAACCGCAGCGGUCACCACAAAGCAAAGUCUGGAGACCACCUCCCAUGUUGUGGCCACCACAACAACCUCACCUGAAUCUUCACCUCCAACAGGAACCACCUCGUUUUCCACUCCACCUGAACGAAGGAAGCCAUCCUCACCUCACACAGCCACAACCCCUAGCACAUUUCCAAACACUCUCACAACCACAGCAGUCACCACAACACCAAGUCUUGAGACUAACUCCCAUUUUCUGGCCACCACAAUCACCUCACCUGAGUCUUCACCUCUAAUUGCAACCACCUCAGUUUCCCCUCCACCUGAACGAAGGAAGCCAUCCUCACCUCACACAGCCACAACGCCUAGCACAUCUCCAAACACUCCCACAACCACAGCAGUCACCACAACAACAAGUCUUGAGAGCACCUCCCAUUAUGUGGCCACCACAAUCACCUCACCUGAGUCUUCACCUCUAACUGCAACCAACUCAUUUUCCACUCCAUCUGAACGAAGGAAGCCAUCCUCACCUCACACAGCCACAACCCCUAGCACAUCUCCAAACACUCUCACAACCACAGCAGUCACCACAACAAGAAGUCUUGAGAGCACCUCCCAUUAUGUGGCCACCAAAAUCACCUCACCUGAGUCUUCACCUCUAACUGCAACUACCUCGGUAUACACUCCACCUGAAAGAAUGAAACCAUCCUCACCUCACACAGCCACAACCCCUAGCAAAUCUCCAAAUAGUCUUACAACCACAGCAGUCACCACAACACCAAAUCUUGAGACCACCUCCCAUGUUGUGGCCACCAAAAUCACCUCACCUGAAUCUUCUCCUCCAACUGCAACCACCACGGUUUCCACUCCACCUGAAAGAAUGAAACCAUCCUCACCUCACAUAGCCACAACCCCUAGCACAGCUACCCAAUCACCAGCUCCCAGCUGCCAGCCACAGUGCUCAUGGACCAAGUGGUUUGAUGUGGAUUUCCCAUCUUCUGGAGCCAAUGGUGGAGAUGUAGAAACCUACAAUAAGAUCAUCAGAAGAGGAGAGAAAAUCUGCCAUAAGCCAGAAUACAUCACACGGCUUCAAUGUCGAGCACAGAACUAUCCUGACAUUAACAUUGAGAAAAUAGGCCAGGUGGUAGAGUGUAACCCUGACUAUGGACUCAUCUGCAGGAACCAGGAUCAGAAGGGGAAAUUCAAGAUGUGUUUUAACUAUGAGAUUCGUGUCCUGUGCUGUGAGCCCAUGAGAGAGUGCCCCGUCACUACUGCUACCUCACCAACUACUCCCAUAACCUCAGCGGUCACCACAAAGCAAAGUCUGGAGACCACCUUGCAUGUUGUGACCACCACAACAACCUCACCUGAAUCUUCACCUCCAACAGGAACCACCUCAGUUUCCCCACCACCUGAACGAAGGAAGCCAUCCCCACCUCACGCAGCCACAACCCCAAGCACAUCUCCAAACACUCUCACAACCACAGCAGUCACCACAACAACAAGUCUUGAGACCACCUCCCAUGUUGUGGCCACCACAAUCACCUCACCUGAAUCUUCUCCUCCAACAGCAACCACCUCGGUUUCCACUCCACCUGAAAGAAUGAAACCAUCCUCUCCUCAAAUAGCCACAACGCCUAGCACAGCUACCCAAUCACCAGCUCCAAGCUGCCAGCCACAGUGCUCAUGGACCAAGUGGUUUGAUGUGGAUUUCCCAUCUUCUGGAGCCAAUGGUGGAGAUGACGAAACAUACAACAACAUCAUGGCGAGAGGAGAGAAAAUCUGCCACAAGCCGGACUACAUCACCCAGCUUGAAUGUCGUUCAGAGACCCACCCUGAGGUUAGCAUUAAUGAAACAGGCCAGGUGGUAGAGUGCAACCCUGACUAUGGACUCAUCUGCAGGAACCAGGAUCAGAAGGGGAAAUUCAAGAUGUGUUUUAACUAUGAAAUUCGUGUACUGUGCUGUGAGCCCAUGAGAGAGUGCCCCGUCACUACUGCUACCUCACCAACUACUCCAAUAACCGCAGCGGUCACCACAAAGCAAAGUCUGGAGACCACCUCGCAUGUUGUGGCCACCACAACAACCUCACCUGAAUCUUCACCUCCAACAGGAACCACCUCGUUUUCCACUCCACCUGAACGAAGGAAGCCAUCCUCACCUCACACAGCCACAACCCCUAGCACAUCUCCAAACACUCUCACAACCACAGCAGUCACCACAACACCAAGUCUUGAGACUAACUCCCAUUUUCUGGCCACCGCAAUCACCUCACCUGAGUCUUCACCUCUAAUUGCAACCACCUCAGUUUCCCCUCCACCUGAACGAAGGAAGCCAUCCUCACCUCACACAGCCACAACGCCUAGCACAUCUCCAAACACUCCCACAACCACAGCAGUCACCACAACAACAAGUCUUGAGAGCACCUCCCAUUAUGUGGCCACCACAAUCACCUCACCUGAGUCUUCACCUCUAACUGCAACCAACUCAUUUUCCACUCCACCUGAACGAAGGAAGCCAUCCUCACCUCACACAGCCACAACCCCUAGCACAUCUCCAAACACUCUCACAACCACAGCAGUCACCACAACAAGAACCACAACCCCAAGCACAUCUCCAAACACUCUCACAACCACAGCACUCACCACAACACCAAGUCUUGAGACCACCUCCCAUGUUGUGGCCACCACAAUCACCUCACCUGAAUCUUCUCCUCCAACUGCAACCACCUCGUUUUCGACUCCACCUGAAAGAAUGAAACCAUCCUCACCUCACAUAGCCACAACCCCUAGCACAGCUACCCAAUCACCAGCUCCCAGCUGCCAGCCACAGUGCUCAUGGACCAAGUGGUUUGAUGUGGAUUUCCCAUCUUCUGGAGCCAAUGGUGGAGAUGACGAAACAUACAACAACAUCAUGGCGAGAGGAGAGAAAAUCUGCCACAAGCCGGACUACAUCACCCAGCUUGAAUGUCGUUCAGAGAACCACCCUGAGGUUAGCAUUAAUGAAACAGGCCAGGUGGUAGAGUGCAACCCUGACUAUGGACUCAUCUGCAGGAACCAGGAUCAGAAGGGGAAAUUCAAGAUGUGUUUCAACUAUGAGAUUCGUGUCCUGUGCUGUGAGCCCAUGAAGGACUGCCCUGUCACCACUUCUAUAUCACCAAGUAUUCCCAUAACCUCAGCAGUCACCACAAAACAAAGUCUGGAGACCACCUCCCAUGUUGUGGCCACCACAAUCACCUCACCUGAGUCUUCACCUCUAACUGCAACCAACUCAUUUUCCACUCCACCUGAACGAAGGAAGCCAUCCUCACCUCACACAGGCACAGCCCAUAGCACAUCUCCAAACACUUUCACAACCACAGCACCAUCCUCACCUCACACAGCCACAACGCCUAGCACAUCUCCAAACACUCUCAAAACCACAGCAGUCACCACAACAACAAGUCUUGAGAGCACCUCCCAUUAUGUGGCCACCACAAUCACCUCACCUGAGUCUUCACCUCUAACUGCAACUACCUCGGUAUACACUCCACCUGAAAGAAUGAAACCAUCCUCACCUCACAUAGCCACAUCCCCUAGCACAGCUAUCCAAUCACCAGCUCCCAGCUGCCAGCCACAGUGCUCAUGGACCAAGUGGUUUGAUGUGGAUUUCCCAUCUUCUGGAGCCAAUGGUGGAGAUGUAGAAACCUACAAUAAGAUCAUCAGAAGUGGAGAGAAAAUCUGCCAUAAGCCAGAAUAUAUCACACGGCUUCAAUGUCGAGCACAGAACUAUCCCGACGUUAACAUUGAGAAAAUAGGCCAGGUGGUAGAGUGUAACCCUGACUAUGGACUCAUCUGCAGGAACCAGGAUCAGAAGGGGAAAUUCAAGAUGUGUUUUAACUAUGAGAUCCGUGUCCUGUGCUGUGAGCCCAUGAAGGACUGCCCCAUCACCACUUCUAUAUCACCAAGUACACCCAUAACCUCAGCAGUCACCACAAAGCAAAGUCUGGAGACCACCUCCCAUUAUGUGGCCACCACAAUCACCUCACCUGAGUCUUCACCUCUAACUGCAACCACGUCGUUUUCCACUCCACCGGAACGAAGGAAGCCAUCCUCACCUCACACAGCCACAACGCCUAGCACAUCUCCAAACACUCUCACAACCACAGCAGUCACCACAACAACAAGUCUGGAGACCAGCUCCCAUAUUUUGUCCAUCCCAAUUACUUCCACUACAUCUUCAAGUAUAAGCACAGGGCCAUCAGUUUCCACUUCACCUGCAACAACAAGGCAGCAGACAAGGAUGGGAGCCUCUCCUCCCCCAGGGACACCUGAAACAAGCAGUCAAUCUCCUGCUGCCACAGCAACGUCGGUUACAAUGGUAUCAGUGACCAAAUCAUGUGUAAAAGAAGUCUGUGAAUGGACGAAGUGGAUAGAUGGGAGUUAUCCUGAAUCAGAUAUAAAUGGAGGAGAUUUCGAUACCUUUAAGGAUUUAAGGGCAAAAGGAUACAAAUUUUGUGAGGUCCCGACCGAGGUGGAAUGCAGAGCUGUGAGCUUCCCCAACACACCUUUGAAAGACCUGGAGCAGAAUGUGACUUGUAGCAAGACAGAGGGGCUGCUGUGCCUGAACAAAGAUCAGCUCCCGCCCAUAUGCUACAACUAUGAAAUCCGCAUCAAAUGUUGUUCGGAGAAAAAUGUGUGUGGUCAGACAGAACAGACCACCCAAACAACUGAAAUAUCUCCUACAAAGACUCCUGGCCCCCAUGGAGGAUACACAAUUAGCACAGAACACAAACCGACAGGGACUAAAACCUGCCAGCCACAGUGCUCAUGGACCAAGUGGUUCGAUGUGGAUUUCCCAUCUUCUGGAGCCAAUGGUGGAGAUGAUGAAACAUACAACAACAUCAUGGCGAGAGGAGAGAAAAUCUGCCACAAGCCGGACUACAUCACCCAGCUUGAAUGUCGUUCAGAGACCCACCCUGAGGUUAGCAUUAAUGAAACAGGCCAGGUCGUAGAGUGCAACUCUGACUAUGGCCUCAUCUGCAGGAACCAGGAUCAGAAGGGGAAAUUCAAGAUGUGUUUCAACUAUGAGAUUCGUGUCCUGUGCUGUGAGCCCAUGAGAGAGUGCCCCGUCACUACUGCUAUCUCACCAACUACUCCAAUAACCGCAGCGGUCACCACAAAGCAAAGUCUGGAGACCACCUCCCAUGUUGUGGCCACCACAACAACCUCACCUGAAUCUUCACCUCCAACAGGAACCACUUCAGUUUCCCCUCCACCUGAACGAAGGAAGCCAUCCUCACCUCACACAGCCACAACCCCAAGCACAUCUCCAAACACUCUCACAACCACAGCAGUCACCACAACACCAAGUCUUGAGACCACCUCCCAUGUUGUGGCCACCACAAUCACCUCACCUGAAUCUUCUCCUCCAACUGCAACCACCUCGGUUUCCACUCCACCUCAAAGAAUGAAACCAUCCUCACCUCACAUAGCCACAACCCCCAGCACAUCUCCAAACACUCUCACAACCACAGCAGUCACCACAACAACAAGUCUUGAGACCACCUCCCAUGUUGUGGCCACCAAAAUCACCUCACCUGUAUCUUCUCCUCCAACAGCAACCACCUCGGUUUCCACUCCACCUGAACGAAGGAAGCCAUCCUCACCUCACACAGCCACAACCCCAAGCACAUCUCCAAACACUCUCACAACCACAGCAGUCACCACAACACCAAGUCUUGAGACCACCUCCCAUGUUGUGGCCACCACAAUUACCUCACCUGAAUCUUCUCCUCCAACUGCAACCACCUCGGUUUCCACUCCACCUCAAAGAAUGAAACCAUCCUCAACUCACAUUGCCACAACCCCCAGCACAUCUCCAAACACUCUCACAACCACAGCAGUCACCACAACAACAAGUCUUGAGACCACCUCCCAUGUUGUGGCCACCACAAUCACCUCACCUGAAUCUUCUCCUCCAACUGCAACCACCUCGGUUUCCACUCCACCUCAAAGAAUGAAACCAUCCUCACCUCACAUAGCCACAACCCCAAGCACAUCUCCAAACACUCUCACAACCACAGCAGUCACCACAACACCAAGUCUUGAGACCACCUCCCAUGUUGUGGCCACCACAAUCACCUCACCUGAAUCUUCUCCUCCAACUGCAACCACCUCGGUUUCCACUCCACCUCAAAGAAUGAAACCAUCCUCACCUCACAUAGCCACAACCCCAAGCACAUCUCCAAACACUCUCACAACCACAGCAGUCACCACAACACCAAGUCUUGAGACCACCUCCCAUGUUGUGGCCACCACAAUCACCUCACCUGAAUCUUCUCCUCCAACUGCAACCACCUCGGUUUCCACUCCACCUCAAAGAAUGAAACCAUCCUCACCUCACAUAGCCACAACCCCCAGCACAUCUCCAAACACUCUCACAACCACAGCAGUCACCACAACAACAAGUCUUGAGGCCACCUCCCAUGUUGUGGCCACCACAAUCACCUCACCUGUAUCUUCUCCUCCAACAGCAAUCACCUCGGUUUCCACUCCACCUGAACGAAGGAAGCCAUCCUCACCUCACACAGCCACAACCCCAAGCACAUCUCCAAACACUCUCACAACCACAGCAGUCACCACAACACCAAGUCUUGAGACCACCUCCCAUGUUGUGGCCACCACAAUCACCUCACCUGAAUCUUCUCCUCCAACUGCAACCACCUCGGUUUCCACUCCACCUCAAAGAAUGAAACCAUCCUCACCUCACAUAGCCACAACCCCUAGCACAGCUACCCAAUCACCAGCUCCCAGCUGCCAGCCACAGUGCUCAUGGACCAAGUGGUUUGAUGUGGAUUUCCCAUCUUCUGGAGCCAAUGGUGGAGAUGUAGAAACCUACAAUAAGAUCAUCAGAAGAGGAGAGAAAAUCUGCCAUAAGCCAGAAUACAUCACACGGCUUCAAUGUCGAGCACAGAACUAUCCUGACAUUAACAUUGAGAAAAUAGGCCAGGUGGUAGAGUGUAACCCUGACUAUGGACUCAUCUGCAGGAACCAGGAUCAGAAGGGGAAAUUCAAGAUGUGUUUUAACUAUGAGAUUCGUGUCCUGUGCUGUGAGCCCAUGAGAGAGUGCCCCGUCACUACUGCUACCUCACCAACUACUCCCCUAACCUCAGCGGUCACCACAAAGCAAAGUCUGGAGACCACCUCCCAUGUUGUGGCCACCACAAUCACCUCACCUGAGUCUUCACCUCUAAUUGCAACCACCUCAGUUUCCCCACCACCUGAACGAAGGAAGCCAUCCCCACCUCACACAGGCACAGCCCCUAGCACAUCUCCAAACACUCUCACAACCACAGCAGUCACCACAACACCAAGUCUUGAGACCACCUCCCAUGUUGUGGCCACCAAAAUCACCUCACCUGAAUCUUCUCCUCCAACUGCAUCCACCUCGGUUUCCACUCCACCUGAAAGAAUGAAACCAUCCUCACCUCACAUAGCCACAUCCCCUAGCACAGCUACCCAAUCACCAGCUCCCAGCUGCCAGCCACAGUGCUCAUGGACCAAGUGGUUCGAUGUGGAUUUCCCAUCUUCUGGAGCCAAUGGUGGAGAUGAUGAAACAUACAACAACAUCAUGGCGAGAGGAGAGAAAAUCUGCCACAAGCCGGACUACAUCACCCAGCUUGAGUGUCGUUCAGAGACCCACCCUGAGGUUAGCAUUAAUGAAACAGGCCAGGUGGUAGAGUGCAACUCUGACUAUGGCCUCAUCUGCAGGAACCAGGAUCAGAAGGGGAAAUUCAAGAUGUGUUUCAACUAUGAGAUUCGUGUCCUGUGCUGUGAGCCCAUGAGAGAGUGCCCCCUCACUACUGCUACCUCACCAACUACUCCCAUAACCUCAGCAGUCACCACAAAGCAAAGUCUGGAGACCACCUCCCAUGUUGUGGCCACCACAAUCACCUCGCCUGAAUCUUCAACUUUAACCGUGAGCACCUCGUUUUCCACUCCACCAGAACGAAAGAAACCAUCCUCACCUCACACAGCCACAAUCCCUAGCACAUCUCCAAACACUCUCACAACCACAGCAGUCACCACAACACCAAGUCUUGAGACCACCUCCCAUGUUGUGGCCACCACAAUUACUUCACCUGAAUCUUCUCCUCCAAGUGCAACCACCUCGGUUUCCACUCCACUUGAAAGAAUGAAACCAUCCUCACCUCACACAGCCACAACCCCUAGCAAAUCUCCAAACACUCUCACAACCACAGCACUCACCACAGCAUCACAUCUUGAGACCACCUCCCAUGUUGUGGCCACCAAAAUCACCUCACCUGAAUCUUCUCCUCCAACUGCAACCACCUCGGUUUCCACUCCACCUGAAAGAAUGAAACCAUCCUCACCUCACAUAGCCACAUCCCCUAGCACAGCUACCCAAUCACCAGCUCCCAGCUGCCAGCCACAGUGCUCAUGGACCAAGUGGUUCGAUGUGGAUUUCCCAUCUUCUGGAGCCAAUGGUGGAGAUGAUGAAACAUACAACAACAUCAUGGCGAGAGGAGAGAAAAUCUGCCACAAGCCGGACUACAUCACCCAGCUUGAAUGUCGUUCAGAGACCCACCCUGAGGUUAGCAUUAAUGAAACAGGCCAGGUCGUAGAGUGCAACUCUGACUAUGGCCUCAUCUGCAGGAACCAGGAUCAGAAGGGGAAAUUCAAGAUGUGUUUCAACUAUGAGAUUCGUGUCCUGUGCUGUGAGCCCAUGAGAGAGUGCCCCGUCACUACUGCUACCUCACCAACUACUCCCAUAACCUCAGCAGUCACCACAAAGCAAAGUCUGGAGACCACCUCCCAUGUUGUGGCCACCACAAUCACCUCACCUGAGUCUUCACCUCUAACUGCAACCACCAAAGUUUCCCCUCCACCUGAACCAAUGAAACCAUCCUCACCUCACACAGCCACAACCCCUAGCAAAUCUCCAAAUAGUCUUACAACCACAGCAGUCACCACAACACCAAGUCUUGAGACCACCUCCCAUGUUGUGGCCACCAAAAUCACCUCACCUGAAUCUUCUCCUCCAACUGCAACCACCUCGAUUUCCACACCACCUCAAAGAAUGAAACCAUCCUCACCUCACUCAGGCACAACCCCUAGCACAUCUCCAAACACUCACACAACCACAGCAGUCACCACAACACCAAGUCUUGAGACCACCUCCCAUGUUGUGGCCACCAAAAUCACCUCACCUGAAUCUUCUCCUCCAACUGCAACCACCUCGGUUUCCACUCCACCUGAAAGAAUGAAACCAUCCUCACCUCACAUAGCCACAUCCCCUAGCACAGCUACCCAAUCACCAGCUCCCAGCUGCCAGCCACAGUGCUCAUGGACCAAGUGGUUCGAUGUGGAUUUCCCAUCUUCUGGAGCCAAUGGUGGAGAUGAUGAAACAUACAACAACAUCAUGGCGAGAGGAGAGAAAAUCUGCCACAAGCCGGACUACAUCACCCAGCUUGAAUGUCGUUCAGAGACCCACCCUGAGGUUAGCAUUAAUGAAACAGGCCAGGUCGUAGAGUGCAACUCUGACUAUGGCCUCAUCUGCAGGAACCAGGAUCAGAAGGGGAAAUUCAAGAUGUGUUUCAACUAUGAGAUUCGUGUCCUGUGCUGUGAGCCCAUGAGAGAGUGCCCCGUCACUACUGCUACCUCACCAACUACUCCCAUAACCUCAGCAGUCACCACAAAGCAAAGUCUGGAGACCACCUCCCAUGUUGUGGCCACCAAAAUCACCUCACCUGAGUCUUCACCUCUAACUGCAACCACCAAAGUUUCCCCUCCACCUGAACCAAUGAAACCAUCCUCACCUCACACAGCCACAACCCCUAGCAAAUCUCCAAACACUCUCACAACCACAGCACUCACCACAGCACCACAUCUUGAGACCACCUCCCAUGUUGUGGCCACCAAAAUCACCUCACCUGAAUCUUCUCCUCCAACUGCAACCACCUCGGUUUCCACUCCACCUGAAAGAAUGAAACCAUCCUCACCUCACAUAGCCACAUCCCCUAGCACAGCUACCCAAUCACCAGCUCCCAGCUGCCAGCCACAGUGCUCAUGGACCAAGUGGUUCGAUGUGGAUUUCCCAUCUUCUGGAGCCAAUGGUGGAGAUGUAGAAACCUACAAUAAGAUCAUCAGAAGUGGAGAGAAAAUCUGCCAUAAGCCAGAAUACAUCACACGGCUUCAAUGUCGAGCACAGAACUAUCCUGACAUUAACAUUGAGAAAAUAGGCCAGGUGGUAGAGUGUAACCCUGACUAUGGACUCAUCUGCAGGAACCAGGAUCAGAAGGGGAAAUUCAAGAUGUGUUUUAACUAUGAGAUUCGUGUCCUGUGCUGUGAGCCCAUGAGAGAGUGCCCCGUCACUACUGCUACCUCACCAACUACUCCCCUAACCUCAGCGGUCACCACAAAGCAAAGUCUGGAGACCGCCUCGCAUGUUGUGGCCACCACAACAACCUCACCUGAAUCUUCACCUCCAACAGGAACCACCUCAGUUUCCCCACCACCUGAACGAAGGAAGCCAUCCCCACCUCACACAGGCACAGCCCCUAGCACAUCUCUAAACACUCUCACAACCACAGCAGUCACCACAACACCAAGUCUUGAGACCACCUCCCAUGUUGUGGCCACCACAAUCACCUCACCUGAAUCUUCUCCUCCAAGUGCAACCACCUCGUUUUCCACUCCACCAGAACGAAUGAAACCAUCCUCACCUCACACAGCCACAAUCCCUAGCACAUCUCCAAACACUCUCACAACCACAGCACUCACCACAGCACCACAUCUUGAGACCACCUCCCAUGUUGUGGCCACCAAAAUCACCUCACCUGAAUCUUCUCCUCCAACUGCAACCACCUCGGUUUCCACUCCACCUGAAAGAAUGAAACCAUCCUCACCUCACAUAGCCACAACCCCUAGCACAGCUACCCAAUCAUCAGCUCCCAGCUGCCAGCCACAGUGCUCAUGGACCAAGUGGUUUGAUGUGGAUUUCCCAUCUUCUGGAGCCAAUGGUGGAGAUGUAGAAACCUACAAUAAGAUCAUCAGAAGAGGAGAGAAAAUCUGCCAUAAGCCAGAAUACAUCACACGGCUUCAGUGUCGAGCACAGAACUAUCCUGACAUUAACAUUGAGAAAAUAGGCCAGGUGGUAGAGUGUAACCCUGACUAUGGACUCAUCUGCAGGAACCAGGAUCAGAAGGGGAAAUUCAAAAUGUGUUUCAACUAUGAGAUUCGUGUCCUCUGCUGUGAGCCUAUGGAUUCCUGUCCUUCAGCAAUGCCAAGCUCAAGUUCUCCACUAACCAUUUCCAUGAGUACUUUAGCCACAACCCCUUCUCCAUCUAGUUCGUUCCCACCAGCCCAUGUUUCUACAAUCUUCACCACCUUACCUCCACAUUCAAGUUCAUCUUGUUACUGUUUCGUGUCUGGGAAAGUCUAUCAAUCUGGAAGUUCCAUAUACAACCUGACAGACAACGCAGGAAAUUGCUACUCUGCUGUUUGCAACAAAGACUGUAGUGUGAAAAGGAUAGCAGAAACAUGUCCCACUUCAGCUCCUACUCCAGUUCCACCCACAUCAGCACCAACAGCUGCAUCAGCAUCCACAGCCACAGCCAUAACCACUUCACCGUCUGUCCCCAUUUUGUCCUCAGCAUCUUCGUCUUUCUCUCCAGUUACACCAACAAAAUCAAGAGAUUGUCAGAAUGAGGUACCGCCCAGAAAAAAAGGAGAGACCUGGUUAACACACAAGUGCAAGAAAGCCACCUGUGAGGGUGAUGAUGUGAUCACACUAACACCUGUGAGCUGCCCUGCGGUAACAGCGGUGUCCUGUGCUAAUGGCUACCCUCCUGUGAAGGUCUAUGAUGACACUGAUCACUGCUGCUACCAUUAUGAGUGUCAAUGUGUGUGCAGUGGCUGGGGAGAUCCUCACUACAUCACCUUUGAUGGUAUCUACUACACGUUUUUGGACAACUGCACAUACGUGCUGGUGCAGCAAAUUCACCCUGUCUAUGACCACUUUCGGGUGCUCAUUGAUAAUUACUUCUGUGGUGCCCAGGAUGGCCUGUCCUGCCCUCGGUCGAUCACUGUCGAGUAUAAAGACAAUCGUGUCGUGCUCAUCCGGACUUUGGUCCAUGGAGCAAUGGAGAAUGAGAUUAUCUUCAACAACCAGACUGUCAGUGCAGGGUUCAAGAAAGAUGGCAUUGUGAUCUCCACCCUGGGCAUUCAGAUGUUUGUCACCAUCCCAGAGAUCAGUGUCCAGGUCAUGUUCAGUGGGCUGCUCUUCUCAGUUGAGGUGCCUUUCACCAAAUUUGCCAACAACACAGAAGGACAGUGUGGGACAUGCACGGAUGACAAGAAGGAUGAAUGCCGCCUGCCUGAUGGGAAGAUCGUAUCCUCUUGCUCUAAAAUGGCCGGUUCCUGGAAGCACCAUGUGCCCAACCAACCUUACUGCAAUGGACCUUCCCCCACCCCCACCCCCACGAUUCCUUCCCAUACCACGCCCAAGUCGUGCCCGCCCUCUCUUCUGUGCAAGCUGAUUAUGAGCAAGGUCUUUGAAUCAUGUCAUCAUGUCAUACCACCAGAGCCCUACUUUGAGGGUUGUGUGUAUGACCAAUGCCAUGUCCCUGAGGGCAGGGUAUGGUGCUCAGCCUUGGAGCUCUAUGCAUCCCUCUGUGCAGCACAAGGCGUGUGUAUCGACUGGAGGCGCGAGACCCAGGGCCAAUGUCCUCUUACCUGUUCUGGUGACAAAGUGUACCAGCCGUGUGGUCCCAUCUACCCGCCCACCUGCCAAAAUCCUCAGGGAAGCAUCAACACCAGCCUCAUCUUUGUGGAUGACAUCAGCCUAGUAACAGAAGGAUGCUUCUGUCCCAAUGGCACCACCCUCUUCAGCUCCAGCUCCAAUAUCUGUGUGCCAGCCACGCCAUCUGAGUGUGGACCCUGGUGUACGGGCCCCAAUGGAGAGCCUGUGGAGCCUGGGGCAGUGGUGUCCUCAGGUCCCUGUGAGACAUGCAGCUGUGUCCCUGAUGGCAACCCUGACAGCAAGACCAAUGUCAUCAAAUGUGAAGCCAAAGUCUGUGACACCCACUGUAAAGUGGGUUCCAAGUACCAAGAGAAGCCGGGUCAAUGCUGUGGCGAAUGUGUACAAGUGGCCUGCGUGGUGCACACCAAUGACAGCUCGGUGCAUCUGGUCCAGCCAGGGGAAACCUGGUCUAGUCCUGGGAAUAAAUGUAUCCAGUAUGAAUGUGAAGAGGUCAAUGGCCAGCUCAUUUUGGUGACUAUGAAGAAGGCCUGUCCCCCUACCCACUGCUCCUCGGACCAAGUCUUCAGGAGCGAAGAUGGUUGCUGCUUCGUGUGUCCGCCGCCCGCCCAGAUUGACCCUUGUACCGUGGGCCGUCACACCCAAGUCAUCCGCAAGGGAAACUGCAGCUCCCCCACCCCACAGGAAGUCACCUACUGCCAGGGAAACUGUGGUAACACCACAUCCAUCUACUCCUUUGAGGCCAGCGUGAUGGAACAUCGCUGCCGGUGCUGCCGAGAGCUGAGGACCAGUCAGAGGAACGUGUCCCUGAGCUGCCCAGAUGGUUCCAGCCUGGUCUUCGCCUUCACCCAGGUGGAGGAGUGUGGCUGCCAGAGCUUGCGAUGUGACCGCCUGGCCAUGGAGAGCAGUGAGAGCGAGGACGAGUCCGCCUCGAGUCAGGAGCAGGAGCUCGAGCAGAGGCAAAAGCAGGGAGCCGUGGCUCGCCGGAAGGAGCAGACCCUGCGCUGGAGAAGAGCUGCAUCUGGCUCCCAGCCCCAGAGAUAA
This is a messenger RNA of Trichosurus vulpecula (common brushtail), 19365 nucleotides long. RefSeq names its product mucin 5AC, oligomeric mucus/gel-forming (gene MUC5AC). The transcript is spliced from 49 exons. Bases 1 to 19365 code for a protein of 6454 amino acids. The record is from RefSeq and is a predicted model, not a curated record. Gene Ontology annotation, cellular component: extracellular matrix. NCBI's taxonomy places the organism in Eukaryota, Metazoa, Chordata, Mammalia, Diprotodontia, Phalangeridae. Gene Ontology annotation, molecular function: protein binding.